Amblyraja radiata (thorny skate) is the source of this 4772-nucleotide messenger RNA. RefSeq names its product zinc finger protein 585A-like. Gene Ontology annotation, molecular function: DNA-binding transcription factor activity, RNA polymerase II-specific; RNA polymerase II cis-regulatory region sequence-specific DNA binding. Gene Ontology annotation, biological process: regulation of DNA-templated transcription. NCBI's taxonomy places the organism in Eukaryota, Metazoa, Chordata, Chondrichthyes, Rajiformes, Rajidae. The record is from RefSeq and is a predicted model, not a curated record. The coding region runs from base 7 to 3645 and encodes 1212 amino acids. The transcript has 5 exons.
CGCAGCAUGGAGACAUUAUUCACUAGCUCUGAGAGUGAGCGGGGAUGCACUCAAUCUUCCCACCAGCAAGAUCACGCUGAGGAGAAACCAUUUCCCUGUCCCGAUUGUGGGAAGGGAUUCACCCAAGCAAACAACCUGAAGAGACACCAAAAACAAGUUCACGCUGAGGAGAAACUAUUUCCCUGUCCUGAUUGUGGGAAGGGAUUCUCUCAAGUCUGCAACCUGAAGACACACCAGAGAAUUCACACGGGGGAGAAGCCCCUCAUCUGUUCUGAUUGUGGGAAGGGAUUCACUGCAUCAUCUAGGCUACAGACACAUCAGUUGAUUCACAUCAGGGAGAGGCCGUUCACCUGCUGUGAGUGUGGGAAGGGAUUUAUGCAGUCAUCUCACCUGCUGUCACACCAGCGGAUUCACACUGGAGAGAAGCCGUUCACCUGCUCUGGGUGCGGGAAGGGGUUCGCUCAGGCCGGCAACCUGAAGGAACACCAGAAAAUUCACUCAGGGGAGAAGCUCUUUGCAUGUUCUGAUUGUGGGAAGGGAUUUACUGCAUCGUCUGGGCUGCAGAGACACCAGCUGAUUCAUACCGGGGAGAGGCAAUUCACCUGUUCUGAGUGUGGGAAGGGGUUUGUUCAACUGGCAGGCCUCAGGACACACUAUCAAAUUCACACCGGGGAGCGGCCGUUCAUCUGCUCUGAGUGUGGCAAGGGAUUUACACAAUUGUGUGGGCUGCAGAAACACAAGCGGAUUCACACCAGGGAGAAGCCGUUCACCUGCUCUGAGUGUGGGAAGAGAUUUAUGCAGCCAUCUCACCUGCAGUCACACCAGCGGAUUCACACUGGAGAGAGGCCGUUCACUUGUUCUGAGUGUGGAAAGGGAUUUAUUGAUGUAUCUGGCAUACAGAGACACCAGCAGAUACACAGCGGGGAGAGGCCGUUCAUCUGCCCUGUGUGUGGGAAGCGAUUUAUACAGCCAUCUCACCUACGGGCACACCAGCGGAUUCACACUGGGGAGAAGCCGUUCACUUGUUCUGUGUGUGACAAGGGGUUUGGUAAAUUAUACGGGCUACAAGUACACCUGCGAAUUCACACUGGGGAGAAGCCGUUCAUUUGUUCAGUGUGUGGGAAGGGGUUUACUAACUUAGCUGCAUUACAGAGGCAUCACAGAAUUCACACUGGACGCCUGAAGCCUGCUCUGAGUGUGGGAAGAGAUACAUUCAGUCUUCCCAAAACCCCCGCUCCUCAGAACUCGCCCUAUGUUGCAGGCGAUACCAAGCGCGCAGGCGCGGAGAACCCCCGGAAGUGGUGGGGUGGGGCCAAGGCGCGCAUGCGGUCCGUGGACAAACGACUCCGGCGGGUAGGAGCGGUGAUCCGGGCGCGGGAUCAGUCAACACCGAGGCCCGGCCUGAGGAGCGGCCCCCGGCUGCGGGGAGAAUCGGUGCGGCCCUCGGGGACACGGUGGCCCGUCACCUGGGGAUGGUGCGGCCAUGGAAGCCAACACCAGAGGAUUCACAUCAGGGAGAGGCCGUUCACCUGCUCUGUGUGUGGGAAGGGAUUUAUGCAGUCAUCUCACCUGCAGUCACACCAGCGAAUACACAUUGCAGAGAGACCGUUCACGUGCUCUAUGUGCGGGAAGGGGUUUAUUGAUCACUCUGGGCUACAGAGACACCAGCAGAUUCACAGUGGGGAGAGGCCGUUCAUCUGCUCCGAGUGUGGGAAGGGAUUCACUGAUUCUUCCAGCUUGCUGACCCACCGGCGAAUUCACACUGGGGAGAGGCCGUUCACUUGUUCCAAACCUCCGCGCCCCAGAACUCGCCCUAUGUCGCAGGCGCGGAGAGACCCGGAAGUAGGUGCGGCCAAGGCGCGCAUGCGGUCCGUGGACAAAAGACUCCGGGGGAUCCGGGCGCGGGAUCAGUCAGCACCGAGGCCCGGCCUGAGGAGCGGCCCCCGGCUGCGGGGACACGGAUUCACUGUGUCAGCUGAGCCGACCAGACGCCAGAGAGUUGACAGCAUGGAGACAUUAUCCACCAGCUCCCAGUGUGGGCAGGGAUUGACUCGAUCUCCCCACCUGGUGACCCAGCAGCAAGUUCACACUGUGGAGAAACCAUUUACCUGCCCCCGUUGUGGGAAGGGAUUCACUCAGUCGUGCCAGCUGAAGAAGCACUAUCGAAUUCACAGCGGGGAGAAGCCGUUCACCUGCUCUGAGUGUGGGAAAAAAUUCACCGUGUUAUCUGUGCUGCUGAUACACCAGCGGAUUCACACCGGGGAGAGGCCGUACAUCUGCUCUGAGUGUGGGAAGGGAUUCAUUGCGUCGUCUCAGUUGCUGACACACCAGAGAACUCACACCGAGGAGAAGUCGUUCGUCUGCACGGAUUGUGGGAAGGGGUUCUUUCAUUUAUCUGCGUUACAGAUACAUCAGAGGAUUCACACCGGGGAGAGGCCCUUCGUCUGCUCGGAGUGUGGGAGGGGAUUCAGCCAAUCCUCUAACCUGAAGAGACACCAGCAAGUUCACGCUGUGGAGAAACCGUUUGCCUGUCCCGAUUGUGGGAAGGGGUUCUCUCGAGCGUGCCGGCUUAAGUGGCACCAGCAGAUUCACACCGAGGAGGGGCUGACAACACGUCAGCGAGUUCAGACCUGCGAGAGGCCGUUCACCUGCUCCGAGUGUGGGAAGGGGUUCAUUGCAUCAUCUGAGCUCCUGAAACACCAGAGAAUUCACACUGGGGAGAAGCCGUUCAUCUGCUCUGAGUGUGGGAAGAGAUUCAUUGAAUCAUCUGCCUUACAGAUACACAAGUGGGUUCACACUGAAGAGAGGCCGUUCACCUGCUCUGAGUGUGGGAAGGGAUUUGUUCGUUCGUCUGCAUUACAGGUACACCGGAGAACUCACACCGGGGAGAGGCCCUUCUCUUGCUCGGAGUGUGGGAAGGGUUUCACUGGUUCAUUUUCAUUGUUGAUGCACCAGAGAAUUCACACCGGGGAGAGGCCGUUCAUCUGUGCUGAGUGUGGGAGGGGAUUCAUUGAAUCAUCAGCGUUGCAGGUACACCAGAGAAUUCACACUGGGGAGAGGCCGUUCACCUGCUCUGAUUGUGGGAGGGGAUUCAACCGAGCUUCCCAACUGGUGACCCACCAGCAAGUUCAUACUGUGAAAAAUAAAAUUCCCUGUCCUGAUUGUGGGAAGGGAUUCGCUCAGGCAGACAGCCUGAAGAAGCACCAGCUUAUGCACACCAAGGAGAGGCCGCUCUCCUGCUCCGAGUGCGGGAAGGGGUUCAUUCACUCAUCUGCGUUAUCGAGGCACCAGAGAAUUCACACUGGGGAGAGGCCGUUCACCUGCUCUGAGUGUGGGAGGGGAUUCACUCAUUCGUCUGCGUUGCAGGUACACUGGAGAAUUCACACUGGGGAGAGGCCGUUCGUUUGUCUGGAGUGCGGGAAGGGGUUCACCCAAUCUUCUCACCUGAACAGACACCAGCAAGUUCACGCUGUGAAGAAACAAUUUGCCUGUUCGGAUUGUGGGAAGGAAUUCAGUCAGGCGGGCAGCCUGAAGAGGCACCAGCGAAUUCACGCUGGAGAGAGGCCGUUCAUCUGCUCUGUGUGUGGAAAGGGGUUCAUUGGAUCGUCUGAGCUGCUGACACACCAGAUAAUUCACAUUGGAUAGAAGUCACCCGUCCGCUCUGAAUGUGGGACCAGAACACGUGGUAAUUACGAGUCGCAAAGUCUCUCACCACAAAACUCCCAUUUGUGUUAUUACACUAUUUAUAAAACACGGGAUUCCCGAGGAAUGCAAGUGGUGCAGAACUAUCUGUAUUUUAUGUUAAACUUUAGGCACCUUUAAGUGUUUUGAUUUCAAUAAUUGAUCGCCUCUGAGAUAAAAACACAGACUGGCUGUCGUCCAUUGGGGAACGUUGAGCUGGUGAUUUCAGAUCAUUUCCAUGUUCAGAUCAUUUCCAGGUUCCUCUUUGCCCCGAAACCUCCGUGUCCCAGAACUCGCCUCAUUGUUGCAGCGAUCGCGGGGAGCCGGAGGUGAUGCGGCCAAGGCGCGCGUUGCAGUCCGCGGUGAUGGAAAAUGUAUGUAUCUUGUGUAUUCUAUCUGUCUCUGUACAAGAUCGCGUACCGAAACUGCCUGGUUCAGUGGACAAUCUGGUCACAGGUGACCCGACCCUAGGGGAUCGAUGGGGGUUAGCGCGAUUAUGGUAACGCCGUUGGACUCCACAUCUUGGCGAUGUUUCAGGUCAGGACCGGCUGUGUGGCUCCAGUGCCAGUUGUGAUUUUUUUUUUGUAAACCGGUAAAAGUACCUCCUUGUAUCAGGCAUGAGACAUGAAAAUAUAGGAAGAGAGAUGGGGGUCCAGGGGGCAUUGCCCCCGAGUAGGGUUCCAAGGGGCAAUGCCUCUGGCGGGGGUAAAAAUGUUUGAUAAUUGCAGAAAUGUUUGAUAAUUGUACCUUGAAACGACACUGUUUUCUUGUCUGUUUACCCUUAAUUUAUACUGUCAUUUUUUUUAAAUUGUACCUUAAAAUAACACAAAUUACUUGCUUGUCACUUCUUCAUUUACACAGAAAAUUUGUGAUAAUCAUACCUUAAAAUGACACCAACUCCUUGCUUGAAUACACUCAAGUCAUAUUGAAAAUAUUUUAUAUUACACCUACUUGUAUCAUGGUACCUGUUCCUUGCUUGUUUACACUAAUUAGAGAGAAGUAUCAUUUACCAUUGUGUUUAAACGCCAAAUGAAUUUCAAAUCCAACUCCCAACAGUUAGGAUGAACAUGAUGAUCCAACCACUUCAAAUA